CGCCCGGACGGCACCUCAAGAUGGCCGCCACAGGGUGCGCGGGGGCAUCUGGGAAUUGUAGUCCGUCCAGCGCGCUGACGUAUUUCGCCGCGGCCGUUAGGCGCCAUUGUGCGGCACGCGCCGGAUUCCGCUCGCCGCGAGGGUCGCUAAGGACGAGAACAGCAUGCUCGCCAGGCUGCCGAAGCCGUGGUUCUCUGAACCGGUGGUCUUUGAAGAUAUAACACUGGCUUUUACCCCGGAGGAGUGGGGACUGCUGGACCUCAGACAGAAGUCCUUGUACAGGGAAGUGAUGCUGGAGAACUACAAGAACCUGGUCUCAGUGGAACAUCAGCUUUCCAAGCCAGAUGUGGUAUCUCAGUUAGAGGAGGCAGAAGACUUCUGGCCGGUGAAGAAAGAGAUUCUUCAACACACAAUUCCAGGAAUUGAAAACAAGGCCUCACAUGUUCUAGAAUGUCCUGGUGCUGAGGCUCCACUGGACUCUCAGUUGAGUCCUCUUCCUACUGAGAAUCCCCUAGUAAACAUCAAGGUUGUUGAGGUCCUCACCCUGAACCAGGAGGUGGCUGGUCCCCGGAAUGCCCAGAUCCAGGCCCUUUACGCUGAAGACUGUGGCCUGAGCACACACAUCCUCAGGAAGCCAGCCCAGCAGCUGGGAACACAUCCGGCCGACCCUGAAUUUGCUCACCAGAGAUUCCGGCAGUUCCAAUAUGAGGAAGCCAUGGGUGCCUGGGAGGCUGUGGCCCAGCUCCGUGAGUUGUGCCACCAGUGGCUACAGCCCAAGGUACACUCCAAGGAACAGAUCCUGGAGUUGCUGGUGCUGGAGCAGUUCCUGGGUGCACUGCCUGGAAAGUUCCGGACAUGGGUAGAGUUGCAGCACCCAGAGGACUGCCAGGCGGCCAUAGCCCUGGUAGAGGAUGCGAUCUCAAUGUCUAAGGAAGGCGCACUGCCUUCCCAGGUGUCUGCCUGCUGUCCCAAGGCUACCACUCAGCAGCAGAGGAAAGAGAAAGAUACAACCAUCUUGCCAGUGGCAGAGCUACCAGAGGAGCCGGUGACCUUCCAGGACGUGUCUGUGGACUUCAGCCAGGAGGAGUGGGGCCUGCUGGGCCCAGUGCAGAGGACUGAGUACCACGAUGUGAUGCUAGAGACCUUGGGAAACCUCGUCUCCGUGGGGUGGGAGACUGCAGCAGAAAACCAAGAGUUAAUUCCAGAUUCCGAUGUUCCUGCUGAUGAACCCAUUUAUGAUCCAAAAGUGAGUGAAUUGUCCAGGGAUGGCACCCAGCCCUCUGCUUUAGAAGAUCUCUUGCAAGGUGGACUCACAGAAGUCCUACAUGCAGCAUUUCAAAAAGAGGAGUUUGCUGAAGAUAAAGCCAUCCCCCAGAAGCACCUCACUGAGAACCCUGAGUCACAAGCAGAUGCUGGUCUCAGCAUAAGCCAAGCUUCACCCCAGAAAAUUCCUCCUAGAAAAUGUUUGCGCAAAUUGCUCUCACAGUGUAAAAGUGUGGCCCAGAGUUCACAAAUAAAAGAUCACCAGAAGGGCUAUGAGCCAGGCAAAGCCAGGGAUGACAAUGGUCACAUGAGCCAGAGUUCACCUGUGGAGAUUCACCAGAAGGGCUAUGAGCGGGGCAAAGCUGGUGAGAGCAGUGGUCAAGUGACCCAGCGUUCAUACCUUAAAGUUCACCAGAAAGGCUGUGAAUCGAGCAAAGCCAGGGAGAGCAGUGGUCAAGUGACCCAGCAUUCACAAAUGAAACUUCACCGGAAGGUCUGUGAGUCAGGUAGAGCUGGGGAAAAAAGCGGUUGUGUGAUACAACAUUCACAUAUGAAAGCCCAUCAGAAGCCCAGUGAGCAGAACAAAGCUGGAGAGGGCAACGGUAGUAAGAAAACCGUCAGCCAACGGGUUCCACAGGUCAUGUUUAUAAAAAUCCAUAGUGGGAGCCAAAUUUGCCGAUGCAGUGUAUGUGGGAAGUUGUUCCGAAAUCCAAGGUACUUUUCUGUACAUAAAAAAAUCCACACAGGAGAGAAGCCAUAUGUCUGUCAGGACUGUGGGAAAGCCUUCGUGCAGAGCUCUUCCCUCACACAGCACCAAAGGGUGCACAGUGGUGAGAGACCCUUCCAGUGCCAGGAGUGUGGCAGGACCUUCAAUGACCGCUCAGCUGUCACCCAGCACCUGCGCACCCACACUGGUGCCAAGCCCUAUGCCUGCCAGGACUGCGGCAAGGCCUUCCUAAUAACGUUCCAUGCAAAGGAGCUAAAACAAGCACAUUUACAGGGUGUACUUCAAGCCAAAAUUGAUCACAAGAGGCAAAAAAGGUCACUACAUAUUGCUUAAGAAAAAUGAAUAGGAAGAGAUAAUUACAUAUUCACCAAACAUCAGCACACUCACCUUCAUAGCAUUGGACACGAAAGUUCAAAUAAACAUCAAAAUUAUAAUGGAGGACCUCAAUACCUAUUAUCACAAAUAGAUUACCCCAAAAAAUCAGCAGUGAGCAGCACCUUUGCACAAAUGGACUUAAUUGAUCAGUACAAUGUUGCGCCCAUCAGUACACACGUGGAACUUUCUCCAAAAUAGACCACGUUCUAGCCCAUAUUGCAUGCUUGAAUAAAUCUGAAAUAUUUAAAAUUAUUUCACGCAUAUUACCAGAUGAUAGUGCAAUGAAACUAGAAAUCAGUAGCAAAAGAAGCCAUGGAAAUUAUGAAACAGCUCUCUGGGCUUGGGCCUAGGUUGUGGUGACAUUGCAAAAUGCACUGAAGAGGGUCAGAAUUAGUAAAUAUGUGACCUGCUCUGGUGCCUCACUCCAGAAAAUGGUGGAGAAAAUUAGAAUUGGCCAACAUGCCAAGUCACCUCAAUGGCAUGACCAAGAUGACACAGACUGUGGGAUUUGGUACUGUGGUUCCAGCAUGAAAACGGUGGCUGGUGGUACCUGGCCCCACAACACCACUUGUGCCAUCACAGUCAAGUCUGCCAUCAGAAGAUGAAUGGAAUUGAAAGACCAAUAGAAGCUCUAUUUGAGACAUCCCUAGUCUAUAAUAAAUGGGUUAAUUUUUGCCAUAAACAAUUGCAAAAUGCAUAUAGGUUAAACAAUGCACACUUGAAUAAUCAGUGGGUCCUGAAAGAAAUUACUUCCAGCUAGACAUGGUAGUGAAUGCUUGUCCCAGCACUCGGGAGACUUGAGUUAGAAUCCUGAAGAAUUCAAAGCCAGACUGUGCUAGAUAGCAAAAUUCCAUCUAAAACAAAAAACAAGGAGAGGCCCAAGAAUUUUAUUGCCAUUACAACAUAGAAAAUAUGGGAUACAAUAAAAUAUGAAUGAAUGAAAACACCCGUGUCAGUGCAAUUAGAAAUGAAAAGGGUGAAAUCACAACAGACAUCACUGGAAUCCUGAGGAUUAUAAAUAACUACUUUGAAAACUUGCACUUCAAUAGAUUGGAAAAU
Messenger RNA from Fukomys damarensis (Damara mole-rat), 3424 nucleotides. RefSeq names its product zinc finger protein 274 (gene Znf274). Bases 164 to 2323 code for a protein of 719 amino acids. The record is from RefSeq and is a predicted model, not a curated record. Gene Ontology annotation, molecular function: DNA-binding transcription repressor activity, RNA polymerase II-specific. NCBI's taxonomy places the organism in Eukaryota, Metazoa, Chordata, Mammalia, Rodentia, Bathyergidae. The transcript has 10 exons. Gene Ontology annotation, biological process: negative regulation of transcription by RNA polymerase II.